AUGUCCAAGUUCAGUGAUAUCAUUACACAACUACUCUUCGACGCUCCACCCCGCGAAAUCAAUAGUGUAUACGACUCACUUGUGAUCAUAACUGAGGAUACGGACAAUGACACUCUGUUAGAUGCCCUCAAAAGAUGCCUAGUUGCAAAACGGCUCCCAAUCGAUGUAGAAGGCAGUCCAACGAUUGUCACCGAAUACAACAAAGACGGAGCGAAGUACUUUGACCCCUUCAAGAAAGUGCUCUUUUCCGUGGAUUGCCUAGACCGCGUAGGUUUAGAUAUUGAGCCCCACGAAUCUGAGACUACCCCCUACCAGGAGAAGCUCUACGAGGAAUUACAGAAAUAUGUUGCAAAGAACUUUCCUGGCGACAGUGCUUGCACUGUACUCCCCACCGGGGACGACGAUGAGCUUGCUAUUAUCAUCGUGAGUUCAAAGUUCAGCCCAAGUAACUACUGGAGCGGCUACUGGAAAUCUGAGUAUAUAUAUUCCCCGGAGGAGCGAUCGUUGACCGGUCGGAUCGAUGUUGUUGUACACUAUUUUGAAGACGGCAAUGUGAAGUUCAGCACCCAGGAGUUCAUCGACAAGGAAGACAUAAACGAUCCGAUAAGUUGCAUCCGCGCGUUGGAAUCCGAGAUCGAGACAGGCCUCGAUGAAUCAUUUAGCAAGCUUAACCAGACGCAGUUUGCCAAGCUCAGACGAAAACUUCCUGUUACAAGGUCGAAGGUCAACUGGGGUAAGGCUAUUAGCAACUAUCGUCUAGGGAAAGAUGCAGCGCAGGGGAAGUAG
Molecule: messenger RNA, 786 nt
Organism: Eremothecium gossypii ATCC 10895
Lineage: Eukaryota; Fungi; Ascomycota; Saccharomycetes; Saccharomycetales; Saccharomycetaceae
Gene: CAP1
Product: Cap1p
Exons: 1
Coding region: 1-786 (261 amino acids)
Biological process (GO): barbed-end actin filament capping; actin cytoskeleton organization
Cellular component (GO): F-actin capping protein complex; actin cortical patch
Molecular function (GO): actin filament binding
Source: RefSeq, marked provisional